UCGCUCGGGUUUGCAAUCCCUCUACUGCUGCUAAAGCUUUAUUAUCCUUAUGUAAGAGCUGCAGUGACUGAAGCAAAAAUGUUCUGCAAGAUCCUCCGAACACAGAUCUACAGAAGAACAAUUUCAAUUUUUGGGGGCGGGUAAAAUUAGUCUACAACAGGGGAUAGAUUGCGGUGAAAAUAGUUUUUAGGCUACGGGUCAUGUUAAUGUAAAUUGAACAACUGUAAUGUGAUUUUUUUUCUGUCACAACACUUCCGGGUAUGCGGGAGCUGGUUUUCAAGAACAAAUAUUUUUGCCGAAACUAGAAGUCCGACUUUUAACAAUCGGUUAUAGUUGCAGAACAACUGAAUGUUUUUGCUUACAUGGUCACCGUACCAAUUUUGUUACAUGGUACCAUAACAAUUUUGUUAAAUUGUUGCCUGCCUUGGGAAUUCGGAAACACCUCAAUUAGUGGGCUUUUGGAGAGAUUAUCCCGAUACAACACAUACUGUGGAAACAGUUUUUUGACCAAGUGUAUGGAAUUUAUCUUUUUUUUACACGUUCCACCCAUAAAUACCGAUAUGCAGAUAGUCCUUUUAUUUAUAGUUUCUCUAUUUUUAACGAAUGGUGCAACAAAGCCGCCUGCUGAGGUUGUAGAUCCUGAAUAUGACUUCCUCAGUUCCAUGCUUUCAGACUUUGAGGUGCUGCCCCUCGCCAGUCUCCAGACUCACUCGGUCCGGCGGCGGGACCUCCAGACACAGACCCACGUGGAACGACAUCUCAGCUUCACUGCCUUACAGAGGCAUUUCAAGCUGUAUCUGAGGACCAACACGGAGCUGUUCACAGAGGACUUCAGUGCUGUGUUCGUGGAUGAGGAUGGACAGGAGGACAGUUACGAGGUCAACAGACAGAACUUCUUCACCGGCCAUGUCAUAGGGGAGGAGAACUCUAGAGUGCAGGCGCAUAUUGAUGACAAUGACUUCUCGGCACACAUCCUCACUGACGGAGCAGAGUACAACAUUGAGCCCCUGUGGAGGUUUACGUCGGCGCCCCCCGAUGGCCGUUUGCUGGUAUACCGUCCUGAGCACAUAAGGAACAUCAGCCGACUGGCCUCGCCCAAGGUCUGUGGCUACGUGAAGGCUGACUCCAAUGACCUGCUGCCUGAGAGUAUGAGAUUAGCUAGACUGGAGGAUGAGGAGGAAGAGCCCCUGGUCAGAGAGAAGAGACAGGUUCAUGACCACAGGAAGAACACCUGCCCUUUACUCUUGGUGGCUGACCAUCGCUUCUUCCAAGAGAUGGGCCGUGGCGAGGAGAGCACUACCCUCAACUACCUGAUCGAGCUGAUUGACCGCGUGGAUGACAUCUACAGGUCGACGUCGUGGGAUGACGAGUAUAAAGGAUAUGGGGUUCAGAUCCAACAGAUCAUCAUUGAGAAGGUCCCCACCCGCGUACCCCCGGGGGAGGCCCACUUCAACAUGAGGGGAAGUCCCGUAGAGGGUAAGGAUGUCUGGGACGUGAAGAAGCUUCUGGAGCAAUUCAGUGUGGACAUAGCAGACAACGCGUCCAAGGUGUGUCUGGCUCACCUGUUCACCUACCAGGACUUUGACGAGGGGACCCUGGGCCUGGCCUACGUGGCCCCCUCCAGACAGGGCAUCCCUGGGGGCCUCUGCUCAGAGAAGUGCCCUCCGUCUUCGCCUGAGACGAGAGCUAUUUAUCUCAACACUGGGCUCACCAGCACUAAGAACUAUGGGAAAACUAUUCUGACCAAGGAGGCAGACCUGGUGACAACUCACGAGCUGGGCCAUAACUUUGGGGCAGAGCACGACCCCGAUAACAUCCCCUACUGUGCUCCCAGGGAAGACCAGGGGGGCAAAUACGUCAUGUACCCCAUCGCUGUGAGCGGAGACCACGUCAACAACAAGCUUUUCUCCAACUGCAGUAAGAUCUCCAUUGUGAAGCGUCUGAGGAACAAGGCUCCAGUGUGCUUCAGGGAGAGGAACAGUAACGUGUGUGGGAACAGCAGGGUGGAACAGGGUGAGGACUGUGACCCGGGACUGCUGCACAUCAACGACGACCGCUGCUGUACCUCCGACUGCAAGCUCCGCCCCACAGCCAAGUGCAGUGACAGGAACAGUGCAUGCUGUAAGCAGUGCCAGUAUGAGCGGGAGGGCAAGGUGUGCCAGGAGCCCAUCAGUGCCACCUGUAAGGGCAAGUCCUACUGCACAGGCAACAGUAGUGAGUGUCCGUCUCCUGAGAACGCCCUUGACAAGACUGUGUGUUUGGACAACGGAGAGUGUCUCGACGGUGUAUGUAUCCCUUUCUGUGAGGCCGUCAAGAACCUGCAGUCCUGCGCCUGCAAUGAAACCAACUCGUCAUGUAAAGUGUGCUGCCGAAGCACCAGUGGAGUGUGCGCCCCAUUCCAGGACGACGGAGGGGAAUUCAUCUACCUCCGCAAGGGGAAACCCUGCACCGUGGGCUUCUGUGACGGAGAAGGUAAAUGUAUGAAGCAAGUUCAGGAUGUCAUCGAGAGGCUGUGGGAUUUCAUUGACAAGCUGGACAUCAACACGUUUCGGAAGUUUUUGGCAGACAACAUCGUGGGCUCUGUGGUGGUCUUCUCCUUGGUCUUCUGGGUCCCCCUCAGCAUCCUGGUUCACUGUGUGGAUAAAAAACUGGAUCAGCAGUAUGAACAGACCACCAAGUCUCUGCUUUUUCCGAGUAAUGCAGAGUUUAUGAGCAGUCUGGAGUCAGCCUCCGUACGGAUCUUCAAACCCCCUGCCAUUUCAGCCCUGCGCUUCCAGGCCUCUGGCCCCGAGCAGACCAGCACUCCCCCCAUCCAAGCCCCAACUCGAAUCCCUGGGGCCCAAGUCCCAACCUCCACUCCCAGCCCUAGCCAGAGUCCCCUGCCCCCCCUGGAGAGCCCACGCAUGGCCACCAUCCAGGAGGACCCCAGUUUUGACUCCCACCUGGAUGAAGAGGCCCUGGAGGGCGACUUUCCCAUGGGGAGUUCGGCUCCACACUCCUUUGAGGAUCUGACAGAGCGUGGGCCCCUGGCCCGACGCAGUGACAAGGCCCUGUCCUUCAGACUCCAGAGACAGGCCCGCAUCCGCAUCAACAGCAAGGAGACAGAGUGCUGAGAAAGGGAGGCGAAGAGAGAGAGAGAUAAAGAGGGUUCUUUAACACAGAGGACACUGAUAAAGAAAGAGACUGGAGGAGAGAGAGGACCGAGCGUGGGAGAGGAUGCUCACCCAAUCACCACUGAAUGGCAGACCACAGAGUAAAACGAGCUGGACUUGUCUGAUACUAUAUGUGGGCUGAGUUAUAUAAGGUAUUAUAUGAAGUUGGAGAGCAGCUUCAGUUGAAAAUAGGAUCCACUGGGCUAAAAUGAAACCUACUGAGCAUUGAAAAGCCAAAUUCUUCAAAACUGAAAUUAGAAUGAAUAGAUGAAACGAUUACGUCUAGAAUUGUCUUGCUACAACCAGGUCAUAUUGAUGAUGUUCUGGUUUCAGAUGAUGUAUUGUUUAAGAUAUCCUGGGCUGCUCACUUGCACAGCCUGGCAUAUGAACAUGUUGCACCAUGCCUCCAUGUAUGUAGUUGAGUUGGUUGACAGUGACACUUUUGGCGCAGUUUGAAAAUAGGUCAGCAAAUAUAUGCUUUAACACCCUUAUGCAUACAUCACCAGCAGCACUGUGGCUAUGUCUGUAAUAUCAUUGGCCUGGUGUGAGUUAAUGUACUUUGUGGCACAGCAAUAUAACACUAGUUUACCGCUUUGCUCUUUGUAACCGAGGGGGGGGAUUUAUCAUGGAAAAGUCUACAAAACUGUUACUAAGUAUUUCAUUUGUUGGGUGAGCCGGGAUGGCUGUAACUAAUAACAAAACCAGCAUAAUGUUUACUUUUCAAUUCUGUGAACCGUAGCCUGAACCAGUAUUACUCAUAGAGAUAAAUGGAGGACUCAUUUUUGUACCUGUGCCGUUAUAGCCAUUGAGGGUGUCUCCGUUUUGAGGGAAUUUUUUUCCAGGGUCACCAGAAGAUUUCUUUCUCCAACAGGGUCACCAGAAGCUUUCUUUCUCCAACAGGGUCACCAGAAGCUUUCUUUCUCCAACAGGGUCACCAGAAGCUUUCUUUCUCCAACAGGGUCACCAGAAGCUUUCUUUCUCCAACAGGGUCACCAGAAGCUUUCUUUCUCCAACAGGGUCACCAGAAGCUUUCUUCCUCCAACAGGGUCACCAGAAGCUUUCUUCCUCCAACAGGGUCACCAGAAGCUUUCUUCCUCCAACAGGGUCACCAGAAGCUUUCUUUCUCCAACAGGGUCACCAGAAGCUUUCUUUCUCCAACAGGGUCACCAGAAGCUUUCUUCCUCCAACAGGGUCACCAGAAGCUUUCUUCCUCCAACAGGGUCACCAGAAGCUUUCUUUCUCCAACAGGGUCACCAGAAGCUUUCUUCCUCCAACAGGGUCACCAGAAGCUUUCUUCCUCCAACAGGGUCACCAGAAGCUUUCUUCCUCCAACAGGGUCACCAGAAGGGAUCAGCCAAUAAAGUUGGAAGUCCCGCCCAGUUUACAUUAAAUCCCGACUGUUAUUAGGUAAUUUGUCAAACCAGACCUGUAUGGUGUCUUAUGCAUGGAGAUAGAUCUGACCAUUACAGAGUUUUCUGAUAUGCAAGAUUGACAAAACUCUAAUUGUUACUCAACUCUUAAUUGCGGAAAGUGUUUUUGAUACCAUUUGUAUGCUUUCAUAUGACAAUUGUGACAAUCAGCAAGAUGUCUAUUUCUAGCCUCACACGAGCCAGUUAUAUAAUAUAAUCUCCCAAUUCUGGCUUUGGCCACUCUCAUCCGAUGUUUGAAAAUGUAUUGUUGUAUUAGCUACCUUUUAUUUGCCAUAUUAUCUGGUAUUUUGUUUCAUUGUGAACUCCUGCCAGACAUGAUCUCACCAACCUGUUAUGGGUUUAACAGAGUUUACAUUGGAAAUCCCAUAUUUAGGAAUUUCUUUGUAUUUUAUGCUCUCACAUACAGAAUGAUUUAUUCUUUGAAAGAAAGCCCCAACAGCAUCCUACAAGUAUUUUAUAUCUGGAUUUGUGAUUAACUUGUAUCAUGCCUCAGGUAGGUUGUCUUCAGGUGUUCCAAUGGCUAUAUAUUAAAAUGUCAGACACUCAGAA
Molecule: messenger RNA, 5131 nt
Organism: Oncorhynchus keta (chum salmon)
Lineage: Eukaryota; Metazoa; Chordata; Actinopteri; Salmoniformes; Salmonidae
Gene: adam17b
Product: ADAM metallopeptidase domain 17b
Exons: 18
Coding region: 363-3113 (916 amino acids)
Biological process (GO): Notch signaling pathway; membrane protein ectodomain proteolysis
Cellular component (GO): plasma membrane
Molecular function (GO): metalloendopeptidase activity
Source: RefSeq, a predicted model, not a curated record